AUGGCCAUCACACGAGUUCUCGGAUCCAAGUUCAGCCUCGCUGCACGAACUGCCCCUCGUGGGUUUGCUCGUGUAGGAGCUGUCUCUGCCCUCCAGACCCGAAGCAAGACCACCACCACGAUGCCAUUCAGAGUCCCCGACGAGAGGAACGAGCCCAAUCCUCUCUACAAGAAGGGAUCGCCUGAGCGUCUCGAGGUCGAGAAGGCCCUCAAGAAGCUCCGCUCUGAGCUGCCCGUCAAGUCUGAGCUGUACUUCAACGGUGCAUUCCAGCAGGCUCCCAAGUCUGAGGACCAGGUCAUGCCCUCUGAGCAUGGCACCACCUUCACCAACUACCCCCUGGCAUCCAAGGAGCAGGUCUCCGAGGCUAUUGAGCUGGCCCUCCAGGCAAAGAAGGGCUGGGAAGAGAUGCCCUUCGUCGACAAGGUCGCCAUCUUCCAGCGCGCUGCUGAGCUUGCUACUACUGAAUACCGCUACGAGCUCAUCGCCGCCACCAUGCUCGGACAGGGAAAGAAUGUCUGGCAGGGUGAGAUUGAUGCCGCUGCUGAGCUCGCCGACUUCUUCCGCCUGAACUGCAACUACGCUGCCCAGAUCCUCGAGAGACAGCACGACCGUGGCUCUGACGGCAUCUGGUCUCGUCUUGACUGGCGCCCAAUUGAGGGUUUCGUCUACGCCGUCUCCCCCUUCAACUUCACUGCCAUUGGUGGUAACCUGAUCUCCGGCCCUGCUCUGAUGGGCAACGUCGUCCUCUGGAAGCCUUCUCAGUACAAUAUCUACGCCUCUCAGAUCGUCUACAAGAUCCUCCUCGAGGCCGGUCUCCCCCCCAACGUCAUCCAGUUCGUUCCCGGUGAUGCUCAGGAAGUCACCGACAUUGUUCUCAAGCACAAGGACUUUGGUGGUCUCAACUUCGUCGGUUCCUCCGACGUUUUCCGCAACAUCUACAAGCGCAUCGGUGAAGGCAUCGGCAACAAGACCUACAAGGACUUCCCCCGCAUUGUCGGCGAGACCUCCGGCAAGAACUUCCACCUCAUUCACAAGACCGCCGACAUCGAGUCUGCCGUCAACCACACCAUCCGCGGCUCCUUCGAGUACCAGGGCCAGAAGUGCUCCGCCACCUCCCGCGUCUACAUCCCCGAGUCCCGCGCCGAGGAGUUCCUCACCCAGCUCAAGGCCGGCGUCGAGAAGAUCACCAUCGGCAGCCCAGACAAGGACAUGGAGGCGUUUAUGGGCCCCGUCAUCCACAAGCACUCCUUCAAUAAGAUCAAGCGCAUCAUCGACGAGACCAACAAGGACCCCAGCGCCAAGCUCAUCAUCGGCGGCACCUACGAUGGCUCUGUCGGUUACUACGUCAAGCCCACCGUCUACCAGGUCGACUCCCCCCAGCACAAGCUCUUCAACGAGGAGAUCUUCGGCCCCGUCCUCGCCGUCCACGUCUACCCCGACGCCGAGUGGACCAACAUCCUCAAGCACGUCGACGAGGCUGGUGGCGGUCUCGCCCUGACCGGUGCCGUCUUCGCCCGCGACCGUGCCGUCAUCCGCCAGGCUGAGGAUACUCUCCGAUACUCUGCCGGCAACUUCUACAUCAACUGCAAGACCACAGCCGCUGUCAUUGGCCAACAGUCCUUCGGCGGCGCCCGCUCCAGCGGCACAAACGACAAGGCCGGCAGCGCCGACCCCCUGCGGCGGUUCGCCAGCCCCAGGCUGAUCAAGGAGGAGUUCUUCCGCCAGACGGGAUUCACCUACCCCAGCAACGAGUCAUGA
Messenger RNA from Clonostachys rhizophaga, 1758 nucleotides. Lineage: Eukaryota; Fungi; Ascomycota; Sordariomycetes; Hypocreales; Bionectriaceae. The record is from the annotation of a GenBank genome assembly.